AUGUCAUACCUUCCUAUUUCGUUUCUUAUUGUUCUGUGUAGCUUAAAUACCCGUGGUCCGAGGGCGAUUCUUUCCUCAGACUCUUACCCUCUGGACCACAGAGCUUCUUGUUGGCACUCUCUCUGUGCCAGUCGCUUCUUUGUCACUGCGUUAAACAGGUUAUGGGCCCUGCGCUCUAGCGACUUUGCUCUACAUCGUUUUAUCCACACUUUCUGGUCUCCCAUCUGCUGUGCCACUCCUUUCUGGCCACACCCCAUUGCUGCCACAUCUUCCCCAUUGCUUUCCCUGCCUUUCCCAUCGUCACACAUCGCUUCCAACACCUUUCCCUCCUUGUGCCACUUGUCCUACACCAUGUCUGACCCCUCAUUCGCUCUCCCUUCUGUCUCCCCUCUCAAUAAUCGCAACUAUCCUUCCUGGUCCAAGGAGAUCAAGGCCUGGCUUCGUCUCAAAGGCCUAUGGCUUCUGGUCUCUGGUGAUGAGACAGCCCCUGUUGGCACGAAGGAGAAGCCUGCUGACCCAAGGGAGGUGGCAGAGUGGAAGAGGAAUGCUCAGAAGGCUGCUGGUGCGCUCUUACUAUCAGUUGAGGAGCAGUUCAGAGGCGUCUUGGAUGGCAUUGAGGACGACCCCAUUGCCAUUUGGACCAAACUAGAGGAGCAGUUCAAUAAGAAGUCUGCUGGAUCGCGUUUCAACGCGAUGGAGGACCUCUUUUCGAUCAAGAAGCGCAACGAUGAGUCCCUCCAGUCCCUCAUUCAUCGUGUCGACGAGUCUAUGCGCGUCUUGAAGAACCUCCGCGACUCUGGCUUCGAUCUCAAGAAGCAGGACGAGGAGCUCACUUGCAUGGCCCUCUUGUGGUCUCUUCCCUCCGAGUUUGACACCUUCCGCUCCUCUCUCAGUCUCAUGGACGUCUUGUCUCGCUCCAAGCUCGAGGACGCGUUCAGGCGCGAGGAUUUGAAUCGUGCGCGUCGUUCGGUUCCCACAGACUCUGCACAGGCCCUUGUGGCAUCCUUUCCUUCGUCCUCCACCUCUUCCUCCACCUCCUACAGACGUUCUAGGCCACCCAGGAAGCAGUACAAGUGCGACUUCUGUGGUGCCACUGGCCAUACUGAUGACAGGUGCUUCAAGAGGAUCAAUGAGGAGCUGAAGAAGUCCAAGCCACAGCAGGCCCACUCGGUUCAGGCCCCUGAAGCCUCUGGUCCCAUG
Messenger RNA from Heterobasidion irregulare TC 32-1, 1200 nucleotides. RefSeq lists its product as uncharacterized. The transcript is spliced from 2 exons. The record is from RefSeq and is a predicted model, not a curated record. Lineage: Eukaryota; Fungi; Basidiomycota; Agaricomycetes; Russulales; Bondarzewiaceae. The annotation marks the transcript as partial.